Zingiber officinale is the source of this 4771-nucleotide messenger RNA. Its product is annotated as auxilin-like protein 1. Bases 126 to 4565 code for a protein of 1479 amino acids. NCBI's taxonomy places the organism in Eukaryota, Viridiplantae, Streptophyta, Magnoliopsida, Zingiberales, Zingiberaceae. The transcript has 8 exons. The record is from RefSeq and is a predicted model, not a curated record. Gene Ontology annotation, cellular component: cytoplasm; intracellular membrane-bounded organelle; vesicle. Gene Ontology annotation, biological process: clathrin-dependent endocytosis; clathrin coat disassembly. Gene Ontology annotation, molecular function: clathrin binding.
UCCACUGUCGACUCACUGGUCUUCCACUGCGAAACGCGACGACGGCGAAGACAACUGGGAGACUGGGAGCCCAGGAGAAGCCCUAACCGAGCCACCUGUUCUUCCCCUCCCUCUUCCUCGCAGCCAUGGAGGGGCAGAGGGUCUCCAAGAAGCCCGCGUCGUCCGCCUACGCCGACGUCUUCGGCGGGCCGCACCGUUUCGCCGCUUCUCCCUUCCCUGCUCGCCUCGACGACUAUGUAGAGAUCUUCGGAGGUUCCGCGAGCUCCUGUAGCAUCCCCUUCCUCGAUCUCCCUCCGGCGGUUGAUGGUCUUGACGGUGAACCUCCCGGGUUUCGCGACGGCCCUGGAUUCGACUACGCUGAGGUUUUCGGAGGCUUGGAGUUUGGAGGGUUUGCUGUAUCGUAUGAGGAGUUGUUUUCCUCGUCGCGAGGCCUGGAGGUUGGUUCCACCAAGGGGAGGGACUUUGAGGAUCCUACCAUUAAUGGUCAGGUCACUAAAGAAUCUGAACUUUCUCUGGAAAAUGUGGAAACAUUUCAUAUGAAUUGCAUAGAAGAUGAUCAUGAUUGCUGCCCGUUGAACUGCAACCAUUCAGAUCAAAAUUCUGAGCAAUCUAACCUGUCGAAUAAUAGGAAAAAUCCUGGGAGCAAUGAUGGUGCUGCACGAGGGAAAUUACUCAAAACUGAUCCUCCUAGGACUAGUUCCACUCUUGAAUGUGCUGGCCAUUUGCAAACACAAAAUCCUGGCGCUUCCAUCAGCAACACUAAUGGUGCUGAUUUAAAUAGCUCGGGAGAUGAUGUCAUAGCAGUUAUUAGAGAAUUUAGCAGUCAAUGUUCUGCUUCAAAACUUAAUCAUGUGGAUUUAACUCUCCAUUCACCUUCUUCUAUCAGUAAUUCAGUCACUAGUGAUGAUCUGGCAUCUUCCAAUGCUAUGUAUGUGAGUGUUGUAGACAUCAGUCUCCGAACACAACCUUUGCAAGUACCACCACCAACAAGACCACCUCCAAAAGUAUGUAACAAGAGCAAUCAGCCAUUCUUGAAGACAGGUCCUAGUAUGAAGAUCAGUCUAGACAGACAAAGUUCAUCUGAUCCAAAUGAAUAUCCCAAAUAUGGUGUUGUUUCCAAAAGCCAUGCACCUCGAGUUGGUGUGAAGGAUGGUCCUUCUUCCUUGGAUGUAGAGAUUGAUGCAAGUACAGCUGCUGCUGCUAUGAAGAAAGCAAUGGAACAAGCUGAAGCAAGAUUAAGAAGCGCAAAAGAGAUGAUGGAGAGAAAACGUGUAAAUGAUCACAACCGGAAGAAAUUCGGUAACCAUGAAAGAAAAUAUGAACAUGAGAUCGCUCAACCACCUUUUUUGGUAGAUAGCACCAGUGUCAUUACAAGACAGAAAAGCUUGGCAAAAGACAAUGAAACAGUCGAUGGCAUUCAUACUGAUGGAUCAAAACUUAUCAAUGUUUUUAAGGCAAGUCUGGGUGCUGGAGAGUCAACAAGACAUGUCACAAUGUCUAAACAUAUUCAAGAGACGAUGAAAGAGAACAGUUUAGCUCCAGAAAAGGAAUCCAUGGAGUGGAGCAUGGAUCGAGAACACUCAAAAAUUGAAAGAGAAAAAGGGUCCGUAAUAGUAGAAAAUGUACAUGAUCAGGAAGCUAUUAGGAAAAAGACGAAAGGAACACCAAGCAUUGACAAAGAUGGUCAUUAUGUGAAUAAAGGUGUGGCACUGUCAUCUGAAUUCAAAAGUAACAAUAAUUUGAAGGAAGAUAAAGAAUGGAUUGAUGAGAGAAAGAAUGCCAUAAAUGUGAAAGAUGACCAUGAUUCGUGCAAAGAAGAAACUGCUGAAGAGAUAGACAAUGUUGUUGUCAUGGCCUUACAGCUUCAAGAAAGCAUCAGUAUCCUUAAGGAUACUCACAUUUCUUGUAAUGAAGAAAAUAAGAAGCUUGAAGAGGUUCAAAAUGUUCAUGGUGAAAAUUUAAGUAUACCAUUCUCUGUUGAGAAGGUUUCUGUGUCAGUAAGAAGUGAAGAAAUUCUGGAAACAUCUGACAACCAUGAGUUUGAAGGGACUUAUGACUGCAAGGAAGACGCCAAUGAAUCAAAAGAUGCUAAAGUCCACGAUGAAUUUGUGGACAACCUACAUGACAUUGAGGCAAUCCAAGUAACAUUGUCAGAGACAUUAAAUUUAGAAUCUGACAAAGUAACUUUUGAAUCUGAAAAACAUAAGAAGGAUUUGACUGUAGAUGGUAUAAACAAUGAACAGAUUAAGGAUGAUGCUGUUCUGGAUGCAUCUGUGAUAGCUGCUGUUCCACAUGACAAGAAUAUGUGGAUGGCUUUUGAAUCUUGCGUGUUUGAGGUAGGGAAUGAGUUGAAUGCUCUUUGUGAAUCAUCUGACCACUCAAACAACCAUGUCCAAAUGGAUAGAAAUACAAUGGAAACUCAGAAGGAAGCCAGGGAGGAACCAUGCUCAAAGAAAGAGUCAUCUACGCCUGGGAAGUAUGAAACAAGACUGGUAGUUGACCAAGACACAGAUGAAAUAGGCAAUGAUUCAAUAAAACAAAAAGCAACUGGAGUAAUGUUGUAUGAAGAACCUAGGAAUGCAAAGGCAGAUGGUACCUGCGCACAUGAUUGCAAUGAGCUCAAAGCAAAUGGACUACCAGGUGAUGAGAUCAGAAAUGUGAUUCAAGAACCUUGUUUUCUGGACAAAUCUGAGAAGCAAACAACACCUAAAGGAAACAAGGAAAUUAGAGAAAAUGAAAAAAAUAGAGAGAUUCAUGCAAACCCGCAUGUUUUGGAAGUGCAGGUUGAAGGUGGUCACUCAAACAACCUGGCCCAAAUGGAUGGAAAUUCAGUGGAAACCCUGAAGGAAGCUAGGGAGGAACCAUGCUCAAAGAAAGAGUCAUCCAUGUCUCAGAAAUAUAAAUCUGGACUGGUAGUUGAUGAAGAUACAGAUGAAAUUGGAGGGAACUUAAUGAACCGAAAAGGAACUGGAGUGAUGCCGUAUGAAGAACACAAUAAUGCAAAAGCAGACGGUGCUUGCUCACAAGAUUGCAAUGAACUCAGGGCAAAUCAACUACCAGGCGAAGACCAGAAGUAUGAUGAGAUGCCACAGGCAGUUCAUGAUCCUUGUUUGCUGGAAAAAUCUAAGAAGCAAACAAUGCUGCAAGGAGACAAGGAAGUUAGCAGAAAUGAAAAGAUUGGAAGGAUCCUUGCAAACCCAGCAAAUCCAGAUGUUUCAGCUAACAGUGACAUUUUAAACAUAGAUUCAGAUGCCAGGGGAAGCCUUCUGUUCAAAGAUUUGGAUGCCCAGCCAGAAAAUGAUGAUGAUAUAGAAUUACAAUCAGCUAAAGAUGCUGCACACAUUGACAAGGUUGGGCCCUCAAAGUUUACUUCAAACUUUAAGAAGACAGAAGAUAAUGAAAGUGGAAGAAUGGAAAAAGAAAGAAAAUCAUCAGAAAAUAUGACAAGGAAAUUAGAGGAAGUUGUAGAGUUACAAUCAGCUAAAGACGCUGCAGACAUUGAAAACGUUGCGUCCUCAAAGUUUAUUUCAAACUUUAAGAAGACAGAAGAUAAUGAAAGUGGAAGAAUGGAAAAAGGAAGAAAAUCACCAGAAAAUCUGACAAGGAAAUUAGAGGAAGUUGUAGAGAGGGAGAGAGAAAGAGAAAGAGAGAAGGACAGAGCUGAAGUGGAAAGAGCAAUUCAUGAAGUACAUGAAAGGGCAAAUACUAAAGCCCGAGAAAGGGCAGAAAGGAUUGCUGUAGAGAGAGUUACUGCUGAGGCUCGACAAAGAGCAUUAAAGGAUGCUCAAGAGAAGGCAGAUAAGGCAUCUGUUCUAGCUGCAGAAAAAUCAGUAGCUAACCAGGCUUUAAAAGAAGUUAGAUUAAAGGCGGAGCGUGCUGCUGUUGAACGAGCAAUCGCUGAAGCUCGAGAGCGUGCCGCAGAAAGAGCACUUGCUGAAAAGGCUGCUGGAAAUGAUAGGGAACGCAAAGAGAGACCAAAUGGUUUUUACAAGGAUAGAAUGAGUAAAGAAAAUGGAAUAGUAGAGAAUUCAAAGGCCCGGAAUAAGGAUGGCUCUACUGGUGCACAGUUUCACAGUACUGGUUCUUUGAACAACUCCAAAGGAUAUUCAUCUUUGGAUAGCCAAACAGGUGACAGCGAAUCAACUCUUAGGUACAGAGCUAGGUUGGAGAGGCAUCAAAGAACAGCUGAACGUGUGGCAAAAGCUCUUGCUGAGAAGAACAUGCGAGAUGUUCUUGCUCAAAGGGAACAAGUAGAGAGAAAUAGAUUGGCUGAAUAUCUGGAUCCUGAUAUCAAAAGAUGGUCAAAUGGAAAAGAAGGAAAUUUGCGUGCACUGUUGUCAACUCUGCAAUAUAUCCUUGGGCCUGAGAGUGGUUGGCAGCCAAUUUCGUUGACAGAUAUUAUUACUGCCACUGCUGUGAAGAAAGCUUACAGGAAGGCUACGCUCUAUGUUCAUCCUGAUAAAUUACAGCAAAGAGGUGCUAGCAUUCGGCAAAAGUACAUUUGUGAGAAGGUCUUUGAUCUGCUUAAGGAGGCGUGGAACAAAUUCAACUCUGAAGAGCGAUAGAGAUGCCGAAUGUUCACACUAGUGUAGUUUUCACCUCUCAAGCUUUCAUUUGUAGUUAGUAAAUGCAUUUUAGAUAUAGAACUAGAAUGUUAAUUGAUUCUGCAAUUAUUCUUUGUACCUUCUGUUGCAUAUGUAAAUAUGUUUAUGGAGUUGGCAAAAAGCUGUGAGAACAUUUUCUGCUAAGGAAACGAUUUAUGUUGAAUUGA